ACACUGCCACAAGCAUUUUGUGUGUUCAGAAUGGAUCGAUUUCUCACCACUCAUCUGCGGAUGUUCGACGAAAAGCGACUGUCGCUGUUGUCUUCGCAGGACUUUUUCGACGAGAUGAUCAACUUUCUUCGCGUGUUCCUCACAUUCUGCGGUUCGGAUGUGCUGCUAAUGGAGAAAUUUCGCUGGAAUGCACGCACCUGGUUGUGCUUCUGGACUUUGGUUUCCUUUGCGAUUACGCUGUUUUAUACGAUAGUUUUUCGCUCGGACGACAUCUAUGCCAUCCUGGAUACGCUCUCGUACAGCGGAAUUGCCAUUCAGGGGGCGUUCAAAAUGCACGGCGCGUUGUCCCGGGUGAAGCUGUUUCAGCAAAAGUAUCUUUCUCUGAAGGCGUUACAUGCACGAUUUUCGAAAGAACCGGACAAUAAUAUGGCACUGAACAAGUGUGUUUUGACCAUUACCUACAUUUUCCGAUUCUUUCUGCUGAUAUACGCCGCCGGUGGUUUGGCCUUUUUCGUCAUUCCGUUGUACGUGUUGUUUGUCUACCAGAAGGUGGUGCUUAUUCUGCAUGUGGAAAUACCGUUUGUUGACCCGGAUGUGUUUUCCGGAUACGUUAUAACAACUGCCUAUCAGGUCAUGAUGAUAGCCCUCGCGAUAGCUGGUAUUUUGGCGGCUGAUAUGGCAAUUAUGAUACUGGUGCUGCAUAUAGUUGGGAUAGUGGACAUUUUUGCGAAUAAACUGAAGGAGUUGGACCGAAUGUUGGAAGACGUAAGGUACGAUAAGCAGCAAAUUCACGAAAAAGUCACGGAAAUUUGUGUUAUGCAUAGGGAAAUCAUCAAAUAUGAAGAAGACCUGGAUGAAUGUUAUCACACUACCGUUUUUGUUCAAGUGUUAACAUCGGUGGCGUGCCUUAGUCUGGCGUUGUUCGUUGUCUACAUGACCAACGAUUGGACAAGAGCUAUGUUCUUGGCAGCCACUUUUUUCCAGCUUUUGGAGUUUUGCAUUCUAGGAACAGCUUUGACGCUUAAAAACGACCAAGCUCGGGUUGCUAUUUACCAUACCAAAUGGUACUUGCUGACUACUUCCGAUCAACGAAGAAUGCAGUUUGUGCUCCAUCGGUCCCAGAAUGCAGUGGAAAUGACUAUUGGAGGCGUGGCUCUUCUGAACAUGGAAACUUUUGUAGCGAUUAUUAAAACUAUUUACUCAUAUUUUACUAUGUUGGUGACAUUUAUAUCCAAGGAAUAAGAAGAAGGAAAACAAAGAAAAGUGGUGUAUGUACGUUUGCUUCUUCGAUAAUUCAAAAUAGA
Messenger RNA from Aedes aegypti (yellow fever mosquito), 1304 nucleotides. RefSeq names its product odorant receptor 67d (gene Or63). Bases 31 to 1242 code for a protein of 403 amino acids. The transcript has 4 exons. Lineage: Eukaryota; Metazoa; Arthropoda; Insecta; Diptera; Culicidae. Gene Ontology annotation, molecular function: olfactory receptor activity; odorant binding. The record is from RefSeq and is a predicted model, not a curated record. Gene Ontology annotation, cellular component: plasma membrane. Gene Ontology annotation, biological process: detection of chemical stimulus involved in sensory perception of smell; sensory perception of smell.